This is a messenger RNA of Lingula anatina, 1870 nucleotides long. Its product is annotated as caspase-3-like. Lineage: Eukaryota; Metazoa; Brachiopoda; Lingulata; Lingulida; Lingulidae. Gene Ontology annotation, molecular function: protein binding; cysteine-type endopeptidase activity. The record is from RefSeq and is a predicted model, not a curated record. Gene Ontology annotation, biological process: regulation of apoptotic process; proteolysis.
CCGGGGGUAUAUUACAUGUAUAGACCUACCACACCUUAAACUUCAGCCAAACGUGUUUUAUGUUUGAGAGAAUGCCGGUUACGUUACAAUUAGAACGUACGAAAACUAGCUGUACACUGUAGUUUGUAUGGCGAGAUACUGUCAUAGUACAUUCCAUUUUAUAAGACUUAAUUUUAUGAUCUCAAUCAGAUCUUACGGGGGAUUGGCAACUGUACGCAACGGCCCUGGUAAUGCAAUGAGGAAGUCAUGUGAUCUGCGAGCUAAUAAAAACUAGGUCACGUCACGACCUCCUAAGUCAAUAGUAUUAAUGCAACGCAACGGAAAUGUGUUAGAAAAUAGGACUUUUGUUGUCGUAUCAGCUUACUGGGGUUUUUAUUGUGGCAUAUAGAAUUCGACCUGUUUACGUUAAGCAGCUGAGCUUGUAUAUGUAAAGGACACAAAGCUACACACAUUUUUGUACAUGCAAUGAUGGUUUAAAUUCAAACCAGGUAAAGAUCGCGCAACAAGAUCCCAAGGAAUUAUAUUUUCAUCCAGGCAUAUUCACGUCAAAAUCCACGAUCUCCUCGACUAAGACGGAAUUCUUAAAACAACACAUUUGUAUGUGAUCCUUGUGACCAUGCCGUUUUCAGCAAACCAGAAAGAUAUCCACAGGAAACUGUUAGUUGAGCUGUCCGAAGAUAUUGAUGACGAGCAAUAUCUUGAUAAUCUCAAAAAAAUGCUGAGUGGAGAUAUUGGCCAAGGACGUCUAGCAAAAGCUAAAGACUCGUUGAAUUUAAUGAAUACAAUGGAGAACGUCGGUAUUUUGGCGGUUGGAAAGUAUGACCGUUUGAAAGAUAUGUUCCAACAUGCUGGUCUUAAUGGCCUGGUAACGACAAUAAAAGACGCCGAGGCGCGUAUUAGAGCUGAGAGACCAUCUCUAGAGGUUAGACCGAUGGAAGCUGGGACAUACGAGACUCCAGGCCCUGAACUUAGAAGGAAGAGGUCACGGCUUGGUACGGACGCGAGUUCAAGUUCUUCCUUUGACUCCGAAACCUUUUCGCCGACGCCAAGGUAUCCUGUGCAGGUGGCUCCUGGAUUUAGUAGUUGUGUCUACCCUACAGAGACUUCCCGUCGCAGUGGCCUUGUCGUCAUCAUCAAUAAUUUCACAGAAGAAAGAGAAGGUACCGAGCUUGACGUGAGGCAUAUACAGAGUGUAUUUGGUGGUCUACUUCAAUACACGGUGCUCACAGGGUCAGGUUACAAAGACUUGUCAAGAGAGCUGCUGGACAGCAAAUUACAGCACAUAAAGGACAUGCUGCAGGAGACCCCGGGAUACAGCCGAUUCUUUCUGAUAAUACUGAGUCAUGGAGAUAAGGAUGGAAUUCGCACCUGCAAAGCUGAUGGUAAAACCUGGGACAAUAAAAUCAUAACAGUAAACGAAAUAACUGAGAUAUUCCGAGAUACACCGCUCAUGAUAGACUUGCCCAAGGUGUUUAUCAUACAAGCUUGUCGCGGUGAAGAUCAUCAGAAGGCGACGCUAAGGUCAGAUACUUGCCCUGUCGACGACACCGAGUACCUCAACUUGCAGAUGGAAAAUUUGCGGAUCCAAAUUUCCACGCCAAUCGAUGCAGAUAACUUAGUGGCGUAUGCGACAACUCCAGGUCAUAUUGCAUGGCGACAGACGAAUGAAGGUUCUUGGUUUAUACACAACCUCUGUAAGGUGAUAACCGACCACAGAAAUGAACACUUUGUGGACAUUUUGACGGAAACGUCACGACUUGUAGCACUUUUAACAGCGCCUCUAGAGUCAAACGGAAUCAAGACUGUUGCUAAACAAAUGCCUAUAUUUGUCUCCACACUGAGAAAGAAAAUGUAUUUGAUUGACACUUAA